Ochlerotatus camptorhynchus is the source of this 4801-nucleotide messenger RNA. Its product is annotated as tudor domain-containing protein 1-like. Bases 290 to 4438 code for a protein of 1382 amino acids. NCBI's taxonomy places the organism in Eukaryota, Metazoa, Arthropoda, Insecta, Diptera, Culicidae. The record is from RefSeq and is a predicted model, not a curated record. The transcript has 7 exons.
CCCGAUCAAGUUUGUCUCUUUAUUUUGCUUUCAAUACUGAACCAAAACCAACCCGUUUCUGGACAAACAUUCAGCAGAGCCUCUGUAACCGAUAGUGAGACUAUUUUUUUUUCGAACUAUGCAAAAUUAAAUUAUGUGGUUUCGCUUUUUGUAUAUUUUUGAUUCAUACGGAAUACAAAAAGUGAUCACACAGAAAAUAGAAAUCGUAUAGCGUAGAACUUUCUGAUUACGCGGAAUUUGACGGUACAUAAUUUUAUUCUCUUGAGCAGCUCCGAAUCUGAUCAAAAACAUGAAAAAGAUAUCGAAAACGGCACCCAGCAGUGUGAAAGAAGAGCUUCAUCCGGCGGAAUUCAUCCCCCCACCUAAGAGCAAGAAAAUCGACGGGAAAAAUGCGAAACAUUUUACUGCUUCCUCCAGCCGUACCGUGAAGGACGCAGAAAUGAGACCACCUUCCGCAAACCCGGAAAACGCUGUCCACCUUCCCGUGGGUUCAGGAAAAACGACUGAAAGUCUUCGAACCAAAGACUCCAGAUGCAAGAAUAGCCGCUUUUACCAUGCUCCGUCGCGAUCCACUGUUUCCGUGAAGGAUAAGCCCGCCAGUCCGAAUGUGGAAAUCAUUGACCGGUCUCAGUUAAACCGAGAUGGCAACCGUCAUGCGCCGAAGAGUGAGUUGAAAUCCCAACGUUCAAACAGCUUCCGCCAGCAGGCAGUGUCCGAUCCCAUUGACCCAGAUAAAGCAACGUUUAUCAAAUACAGUCGGAAGGUCGAUGUUACCUGUGUGAUAAAUCCGCGACAAUUCUACGUCCGGAAUCAGGGCUUCGAAAUGAUCGUCAAUAAGUUGUGCCGCGAUGACGCGGAGGAAACGCCAAUUCCCGAGGAAGUGAAAAUCGGAUCUCUAUAUCUGGCUCAAUCCCAAUCCGAGCAGCGAUGGUACCGAUGCAGGGUGCUCGGUCGAUCCAUUCGCACCAAGAAAUAUCAAGUCCAGUUCGUCGACUAUGGUCACACGGACAAAGUUCUUCAGUCGCGACUUCGGGUGCUGCCAGAGGACAUGCAACGUGUUGAAGAUGGUGCCUACAAGUGUUCGUUAUACGAUGUUAUCCCAGCUGAUGGAAGUAAGGACUGGACCCCAGAAAUCCACAAAAUUAUUAACGAUUUCGUUGGGAACAAACAAACGAUGAUGUAUGUGAUUCAACCCGACACAGAUGUUGAUCUCAUUGCGCAGACCAUCGAUGGUCCAAAGUCGCUACGUGAGGCUCUCUUCUAUAUGAACUUGGCUAAACCGGAUCCAAACCCGCCAAAACGUAAUGAAGAUGCCUCCCAUCGGAUCGACCAUCUGGAGAGGGUUAAAAAACGAUGGAUUCUGGAUUACAGGCGAUAUAUUCCGGCGAAGUACUUGCAGAAGGACGAUGUGUUCAAAACGAAAAUCAUCUCAUCGGUGUCGCCCAAUGAGUUCUAUAUCUGUAAGAGCAGUUGGUUGGAAGCAUACGAAAAGAUGAAGCUCGAAUUGAAUGAUUACUGCAACAAGGCUGAUGCAAGGAUUGCUUAUUCGCCCCACGUGGGAAUGGUGUGCGCUUUUGCGGAAAAGGAUCGCGACGACCUUUUGGUUUGGAAGCGAGGUCGUGUAUUCAAAGUGGGUAAAGGGAACUGCAAGGUGGAUUCGGUGGAUACCGGUCAUCGCUUGACCGUAUGUUGGCAAGACAUUCGUGAAAUCCCGCAGCCAUUUUGCUCGUCAUCAGAGUUUUCCGUUCGCUGUUGUCUCAUGCAUAUCCAGCCGUUCAUGCAGAACUUCUACCACUGGACGGAGGAAGCCAUUGCGUUUUUCAACCAAAUCGCCCGGACUUCGUUCGUAUUCCAAGUGAUCGUUGGUGAGCAGGAAGCGAACUGCUAUGGCGUUGCUCUCUACUUGGUGAAGCGUCGGUACGAUAUCUGUGUGAAUGGGCUGAUGGUGAAGAACAAGUUCGCUGUGGGCAUCGGCGUGGAAAGUACCAUUGUGGAACUUGUCAAGGAAAAGCAUGUGGAAGAAGAGGAACCAGAUACGCAGGGAAACAACAGCACUAAAUCCACAGUGGAAAAACGCGUGCCGCGACGGGCACAGGUGGAAAUCUUACGAGUUGUCUCCCCGAACGAGUUCUACGUGAGUCUGAUAACGAACGAUAGUGGAAUAGCUCGGAUGCAAGAGUAUAUCCAAGAUAAUAUGCGCGCUAAAACGGACGAAGGAGACGAUAUGAUCAGCUGGCAGCUGGGAGAAAUGUGUAUGGUCUACCCGCCGACGGCCACUAGAAGAGAAAGCGACACAUUAGACUGCGAGUGGUACAGGGCCCGGGUGCUAGAAGCGGUUGCUGACAGUAACUACAAAGUGUUCCUGAUUGAUAAGGCACUCACCAUAGUUUCCCAUUAUUCCAAAAUGCGGCCCAUUGUUCCGGUGAUUCUGAAAGAGUUUUAUCCGUUUGCUAUCCGUUGUUCUCUGGCUUGUAUCGGUCCCACGGGACGACUGGUUACCUGGAGCCCCUCCGUUGUGGACGCGUUCAAGGUUGCCAUCGAGAAGUUCAAGUUUUUCGCGAUUUCCAUCCAUGGUCGAUGUGUGAACUAUUCCAUCCCGGUGAUCCUGUGGGGAAUGACGGUGGAAAGAACCAACGCUCUCUCGUCGCAGCUCUACGCCUACACAAACGUCAACAACAAGUUGGUCCAGUAUGGCUAUGCACACCUCAGGGAAAAGUUUCCACCCCUAGCGGCAGCUCUGUCGGUGGAGGAAGAACUGGAACGACACUACCAAGCGUUGGAUAACUUCUUGGACAACCUAGAUGCGGAAGCGGAGUAUCCGACCAACGAACCGAGCAACUGUGGAUUGAUUGAUGAUUAUCAGAACGACAUAACGGACGAGUUGACGCCGAUUGAUCAUUGGUUGCCGGCAAAGCCAAUCGAUAAGGUAUUCUUCGUCGGUAUCCCGACCUACGUAGACAUCAGCGGUGUGAUCUACCUGCAUGACGCAGGACUGGAGAGCACACUCACUGCCAUCCAGGCGGUCAUCAAGGCCAAAUCGAACGGAAGCCAGCAGCUACCGGGUGACCAAUUCUAUUCCACUGGUGAACCGUGCCUGGCCAAGUACCACCUGGAUGAGCACUUUUACCGAGCAGUUGUACGGAAGGCCUUAAGCCAAUGCCGCUACGAAGUCCAACUCGUGGACUACGGCACCGUUGAAGUCUGUCACGUUAGAGACCUUCGCAAGAACGUCAUUUGCGGACGCAUUCCGACUCUGGUCAACAAGUAUCGUCUAACGGGUGUUGUCCCGAAGCAAGCCGGCGGUAUUUGGCCUUUCGUAGCGAUGGACGCACUGCACGCGUUGAUCGUGGAUAAGCAGUGUCAGGUUCGCGUAGACACCGAUAUGGCCACAGAUACUGCGGGGGUGGUCCCUUGCUACAUCAAAACGACGGGAGAAUUUCCGGUAGAAGUUUCAGACUACUUGCUGAACAUGUUCGACCAGCUGCUGUAUGAUCCAUUUGCGAAUCUGUUCGAAAGCUUCAACGAUAGUGCACCGAAAAGCGAAGACAAAAGUAAAGUUGUCCCAUGCGACAGCGAUAUGGAAUCCUAUUUCAACGAAAAAGAGCUGACCGACCUAUUGGAGGCCAUAAGUGCUACCGCUGAGCGCAAAGAAGACGAAGAAGAAAAUUCCGUUGAUGGUUCCGAAAUAGAUUUGAACCAGAUGCACUACUUCUAUAGCUACGGCGAUGUCAAGCUGAGAGGGGAAAACAAAGUCGCGACAGAUGUUUCGGUUAAUAUUUCGUUCAAUUCGAAUGAAUUCGAUACAUCCACACAGGUCGAUCAACCUUUGGAAACAGCCCGACUUACAUUCAAUGGGUACCUUGACUUUACAUUGGAUAAAUCCAUUCAUGGAUUCUAUUGCGAAGUCACGAACUUGCUCGGUCCGUUCAAUAUGUUCGUUUUCCCACAGCUGGAUGAACAUAUCCGGCUGAUGAAGGAUACGAUGGUACAGAUUCAAUUCUACGCCAAGAAACAUGGCCCGUGUCCUGGUAUCAACAUAAAAAUGCCAUGUUUGGCCAAGUUCAAGCAAGACGGCUACUGGUACCGUGCUCUGGUUGUCAAACACUUCCCCGAUAGUGAGGAAGCUCGAGUACUCUAUGUUGACUAUCUAAAUGAGGAAACCGUUAGUGUACGGGAUAUCCAAAAGUGUCCAUCAAGCAUGCGAAAAGUGCCUCUGCGGAAUGUGCAGAUCAAACUCCACGCACUGCAAAUAAAUCCCCGGUUGCGGAAGUCGGACGUCACGAUGAAGCUGGUAGAGCUGAUCGAAGGCAAACGCCUCUACGCCAGAGUAGUUGCGCAAAAUCCUGCGCUCGAAGUGGAAUUUUUCACCAACUCCAAGUGCGAACGGUUGGUCUAUCAUCAGAUGAUUAAGGAACGGUACUUUUUGUCAACGAAGUGAAUCGCCGCGGGAUGCAAGUAGUGUUUUACUUAUGUUGUCGGAUGAACAUGUUAGAAAAUUGAAUUUCUUUUUAGGUCCAUGUUCAAAGUUGAGAGCUAAGGAAACAUACGGUAGGUACGUAUGAUUGUUAGUCUAUCGUUGCAACUGAUAGCAGUGUAUAUAAAAUGCAGGUAAAUAUGGAAAAUAAGAAGAGUCAUAAUAACCAGAUUAGUUUUAACCAUUCGAAUUCAGCAUAAGGCAAAGCAGAAGAAAGAAAAGAGAAGAAAAAAGAAAGUUGAUUGAAAAUUACUACGUUAGGUCUCAAGUUCGCAAGGUAAGGUCAAGUUAUUUUGAGUGUUUUGGAACAUUAAAUUGCUGAUGAGA